Molecule: messenger RNA, 3311 nt
Organism: Macrobrachium nipponense
Lineage: Eukaryota; Metazoa; Arthropoda; Malacostraca; Decapoda; Palaemonidae
Product: epimerase family protein SDR39U1-like
Exons: 6
Coding region: 126-1049 (307 amino acids)
Source: RefSeq, a predicted model, not a curated record
UUGUGAGGUGCCGUUACAAGGGAUGUAACUAUAUUUUUGUUAACAGCUAUUAAUUUAUUUUGACUGCGAAAGUCUGCAAUUCUGCUCUGCUGCCUCUUGAAGCCUCACAAUAAUUAACGACGACAAUGUCACAAUCUCUUGGCACUGUUGUUAUAGGUGGAGGCACAGGAUUCAUAGGCACAGCUUUAUCUAACAGUCUAAAAAAACGGGGCUAUGAUAUUCUUAUUGUAUCUAGAAAACCAGGGCUGUGGAGAACAACUUGGAGUGAAAUAAAUAAUACUGGAUUACCUGAAAGUACAACUGCAGUUGUUAACCUUGCUGGUCAGAAUUUAUUGGAUCCACUACGAAGAUGGACAGAAGGCUUCAAGCAAAAUGUUUGGGCCUCACGUGUAAACACUACAAGAUACUUAGCACAAGCUAUUGAGUCUGCUAAAGUUAAACCAAAAGUGUUCGUCUCAACUUCUGGUGUCGGAUUCUAUCCACCUGGUAAGGAAGAGGUUUUUGAUGAAAAUGGUCCUGGUGGUGAUUUUGACUUCCUUUCAAAAUUAUGUGCAGAUUGGGAAGCAGCAGCAAACCUUUCUCCAGACAGUGGUGUCAGAACUGUGAAAAUUCGAACUGGUGUGGUUCUCGGACGUCAGGGUGGCAUGGUUCAACAGCUUUAUUUUCCAUUUUUUUGUGGACUAGGUGGACCUGUUGGUCAUGGUAAUCAACCUAUGCCAUGGAUUCACAUUAAUGAUAUAGUAGGACUCUUCAUCCAUGCAAUUGAAACAGAAAGUAUUAGUGGGGUGAUGAAUGGUGUUGCCCCACAAAUAAUUUCCAACAAAGACUUUGCAAAUGCUUUUGGAAAAGCUCUGUGGAGGCCAUCUUUUAUACCUUUGCCAACUUUUGCGGUUAAUAUGUUGUUUAGUGAAGAGCGAGGCAAGAUCAUGACUGAAGGACAAAAGGUGAUCCCUAAAAAAGCUCUUGAAACAGGUUAUACAUUUAAAUAUCCAGAUAUAACAGUAGCUGCAAAAGAAUUUUCUAAACUCAUCUAUGCAGAUGAAGUCUGAGUGUAAAAUAUUAUAGUGUACAGUUAAGCAUAUAACAAAGAUUGACAAAGAUGGAAGCAAAGCAUUCAUUAGUAUGAUACUAUUUACCCAUACCUAAAAACUAGUGUACUACACUGUUCCUGCAGUUUUAAUUGUUUUAGUUCCAUGAAUUUGUUACACUAUAUGGCUGAUUAUACAUCAAACUCCUCAAGUCUAGAUAUUAGACAUAAAAAAUGUAGUGGAUUGCAGAUGACACUUAAAAAGGUAUGGUCCAAUUAAGCUUAUUGUUAAUGAAAUCAGUCCAUAAAGAGAUUAUACUGUAAUUUCAGUAUGACUGAAUGAUAAUGGCUUUGACUCAAGUUUGCACAAACAUUAACAACUUAAGGUAUUUAUUUACUAAAACUUCUUAAGUUACGGUGUCUUGUUUUUACACGAGCUUGUAACAUUCACAGCUUUUAAGCAAAAUUUUGUUAACUAAAGAGUUUUUCCUCAGGAUUAUUUAGAGUAUCAACAUUUAUCCUAUUAAUUGAACAGGAUUUUAGUCAUAAUGCCUGAAUGGUUUGUGCAUCAAUCUAGCAGGCAAAUUAGACUUGGGUGUAUUACUAACAACAGACCUCUGGUUCAAUCCUUGUCUUUGGUGUGGCAAUACUGUACUAAUAACAAACCUCUUUGUUCUACGUACAUUGGUGGAAGAAAACAAAUAAAAUUUGAAAUUGCUGGUGCAGGGAAAACAGACUUACUUUUAAAUUGCUGCUCCAACCAGUAGUACAAUAUUUAGCUAAGUUUAGCUACUUUUCAAUUCUCUUUGGGACUCGUGUAUCACUUGCGUAACACAUAUUCCUGAACUUAGUUUCAUAUAAGUGGUUUUUUUUCCUACUUUCUUAUUCUGUUAUUUAUCUUUGUAAUGUAAUGAAAUUUAUUGUUAUUAGUUAUUCAAAAACUUUUCAAAAUGCAGUGGCUGAAUUUUUGUUUGUGAUUGCGGGUGUAACCAGCAAGUAUUCACCUCUUAUACUAUGACCGCAUUUUAUAAUUUUCGUGUAUGUGCGUAGUAUUUUGUUUUUCAUGGUUGCAUAUUUCUGAAUUAUUGUAGAACAGGUUUUACUAUUGUUGCCUUUUAGUCAUUUUAAAAUUUUUUAAUCAAUCUUACAUUUUACUAAAGGAAAUUGUUUGGGCCAUCCCCUGAGAGGCUGAUUGAACUAAAUAAAUGCCAAUAAUAAUUUGAAGGAUGAUAUUGUAGUCAGUCAGUUGUUGGGAGUGAUAAGGGCUAUUAAUCUUAUUUAUUAAUGUGCCUUGUUGCAUCUUUGUGUCUGAUUUUGUAUACUUGCUGAGCAUUACAUAGUAGAAGAGAGAUUACCAAAUGUCACCAUGGUGCAACAAAAGGAUCAUGUCAAGAUUAGUGAACCCACUAUUUUUCAAAACAAUAUUAUACCACUUUGAUUUAUAAAUAGUAUAUGAAUAGUAUAUAUACACAUAUUUACAUAUAUAUAUUUUAUUAUAAAUAUUAAUAUGUGCGUAUGUGUAUACAGUAUAUAUAUUUUAGAGGUAAGUAUAAUAUUGUGUUAAAUAUAAUGGGUUCGCUAGUCUUGACAUGAUCCCAACAAAAUGUGUUGCACCAUGUUUGGAGGAAGGUUGUCACAUAAGGAAUCCAUCAGGUUCUUUUAUGGCUACAUAGUCUGAGAAAUCCAAGGAUUGUACGUACUAGUUAUAAGUUCCAUAUCUACUGGUUCUGCAUCGGGACUGGAUAUCUUGGCAAUUUUCUCUGGGUUGGUGGACUCAAUAUCUACACCCAGAUGGUGAUAUUUGAUUAAGACUUUGAUUUUGCUUUUCCUGGAGUUGUCAUAGCAGCUUGUAUUGCUGCAGGGUAAUUAUGAGACAGGUUCUCUUUUCAGUGACCUGAGUUUAAGCUGUAUAAUGGGAGUGGUAAAUUCAGCAGUGGUCAUGGAUUCAGGGCAUGAGAAUUAGUGGAUGCAGGCUUAACCCAUGCAGCAAAAGGGAAAGGACAAAACAUGAAAGGAUGACAGUUGCUACAGCUUAAGAACCAUUUCAGGAAAGAAUUGAGAUCUGGUCUUGGCCUCAAAGAUACUGGAGGGCCUUAAAACCACAGCGGCUCAAGCGCCACUUUUUUAAGAAUAAGAAAAAUACUCCUAAAGUUUAUCAACAAUGACUCUGCUUCUUGAAAAACAUGUUGAUUUCAACUAAGCACCAUAUGAAAGCCCUGCCCUUCAGAAUAUUUUGACCCAAAAUAAAAAAAGUGUGGUGCACUUGCAUGCAAACAUACGAAUU